This is a messenger RNA of Lipotes vexillifer (Yangtze River dolphin), 1362 nucleotides long. RefSeq names its product BEN domain containing 5 (gene BEND5). The record is from RefSeq and is a predicted model, not a curated record. Gene Ontology annotation, molecular function: DNA binding. Gene Ontology annotation, biological process: negative regulation of DNA-templated transcription. The transcript has 7 exons. Lineage: Eukaryota; Metazoa; Chordata; Mammalia; Artiodactyla; Lipotidae. Bases 1 to 1362 code for a protein of 453 amino acids.
AUGUACGCCUUUGUGCGGUUCCUGGAGGACAACGUCUGCUACGCGCUGCCCGUGUCGUGCGUGCGCGACUUCAGCCCCCGCUCGCGGCUGGAUUUUGACAACCAGAAGGUGUACGCCGUGUACCGGGGCCCGGAAGAACUGGGCGCCGGGCCCGAGAGCCCCCCGCGCGCCCCCCGCGACUGGGGCGCGCUGCUGCUCCACAAGGCCCAGAUCUUGGCGCUGGCAGAAGACAAAUCUGACCUUGAAAACAGUGUGAUGCAGAAGAAAAUAAAAAUCCCCAAACUUUCUCUCAAUCAUGUCGAAGAAGAUGGGGAAGUUAAAGAUUAUGGGGAAGAUUUACAGCUUAGACACAUCAAGAGACCCGAGGGCCGGAAGCCGAGUGAAGUGGCUCACAAGAGCAUCGAGGCAGUGGUGGCCCGGCUGGAGAAGCAGAACGGCCUGAGCCUGGGCCACGGCACAUGUCCGGAAGAGGUCUUCGUGGAGGCCUCACCGGGCCCAGAGGACAUGGACAGUCUGGAGGACGCCGGCGUGCCCCGGGCUCUGUAUGAGGAGCUGCUGCGCAACUACCAGCAGCAGCAGGACGAGAUGCGCCACCUCCAGCAGGAGCUGGAGCGGACUCGCAGGCAGCUGGUUCCUGCAGGACGUGCUGCUCCUGAGGCUGGGCAGCGCGUUCAUUUCUCUGGGGCAAUGGGGAGGGGGCUGAGGGACAACUCCAGGCUGUCCCAUUGCUCCUGCUCGGGGAGCCGGGACAUGCAGGAGUCGCUGGGCUUCUCUUCGUUGCCAGAACGGGACUGUGCUUCCCACUUGAAACAGGGCUUUGCCUUGCUGGUCGUGGGCUUCGGUCCCGCCAUUGACUUGGAAAAAGUAAAGUCAGAAUGUCUCGAGCCCGAGCCGGAGUUACGGAGCACUUUCAGUGAGGAAGCAAAUACGUCGUCCUAUUACCCCGCUCCUGCACCUGUCAUGGACAAGUAUAUCCUAGACAAUGGCAAGGUCCAUCUGGGAAGCGGGAUUUGGGUUGAUGAGGAGAAAUGGCACCAGCUACAAGUAACCCAAGGAGAUUCCAAGUACACAAAGAACUUGGCAGUCAUGAUUUGGGGAACAGAUGUUCUGAAGAACAGAAGCGUCACAGGAGUUGCCACAAAAAAAAAGAAAGAUGCAGUCCCUAAGCCACCCCUCUCGCCUCACAAACUAAGCAUCGUCAGAGAGUGUUUGUACGACAGAAUAGCACAAGAAACUGUGGAUGAAACUGAAAUUGCACAGAGACUCUCCAAAGUCAACAAGUACAUCUGUGAAAAAAUCAUGGAUAUCAAUAAAUCCUGUAAAAAUGAAGAACGAAGGGAAGCAAAAUAUAAUUUGCAAUAA